Molecule: messenger RNA, 1221 nt
Organism: Aspergillus caelatus
Lineage: Eukaryota; Fungi; Ascomycota; Eurotiomycetes; Eurotiales; Aspergillaceae
Product: DUF3712 domain-containing protein
Exons: 4
Coding region: 1-1221 (406 amino acids)
Cellular component (GO): fungal-type vacuole membrane
Source: RefSeq, a predicted model, not a curated record
AUGGCUGAUAAACCGUCAUAUUUCACCACUAAGGCGGGAAAAUACGCCCUCGGAGCGAAUCGAGGACCUCUGGCCCAGCAGCAUGUAGACGGAUCCCAAGUCGCACACGUGGAGCUGGCAGAUGGCACCACGGUGAAGGAGAGAGGAAGGCUGCGUCGGCACUGGACUCGGUUUUGGUGCUGUUACCUGAUCGGUGCCAUUAUCUUCCUGGCAAUCUUUCUACCACUGUUUUUCACCGUCAUCAUCCAAGCGAUCUCCCAGCGAGUGAUUGACAACGCCUCUCUCGUCUUAGUGGAAGCUAAGAUUAUGCAACCCCGGCCAGAAUCUGUUUUGCUCAGCAUCCAAACUGCACUUAAACUUACCGUCGACGUCCCUGUACGUCUUGACCCAAACGUUCUCCACCUAUUCAACAAUGAUCAGCCGGGGAAUAGCACAUAUUUGAAGGUCUACAAUGAUGCUAUUGUCAUCCAUGGGAACACGAGUAUUGGGGUUCAGAACCAGCUAAGUCCGGUAAAUCCUGACCCAUGGAAGCAUUACGUCCGCAGUGUGGUCUUCGAGCCACAUGCUCCGUUAUCUGCGUUUGGAACGACCAACAUAUACUUGGGAAAGCUGAAGAGUCACAUCACCAUGAAAAAGGACCUCCCUCAAAACACUCUCAAUUCGUUCGCUGGAUUUUCGAUAGACGACCCCAAAAUGCUUUUCCCGCCGCGAGAUGACGGGGUGAAUCUGGUUGCACAUGCGACAUUGCCUAAUCCAUCGGUCAUGACCAUAGAGAUUGGGACCAUAACCAUGGACUUAAAAAGCAAGGAUCUCAUCGUAGGAAACGCAACUAUUAACAACCUGACGUUGCGACCUGGAAACCACUCGACGCCACUAGAGGGAGUGGUCGAUAUGCACACAAUCAUAGAGAAUCUUCUGCCUCUUCUACAGGCGCAAGGAAGCUCUUUACGAGACGGAUAUCUUAGCCUCGAUGCUGUCACACGCGAAGUGGAAUAUGACGGCGUGGUGAUCCCAUAUUACACUGAAGUCAUGCGUGAUUUGGUCCUUUCGGCAAAGGUACCAAUCAAUGAUUUGCUGAUUAACUCGGUACAAGGGAUACUUCAUGAUAAUAGCUCCGAUCUCCAAUCCGUGCUGGAUGACAUUAGUGACCGGCAUGCGGCGAAGGGAGACAUCCUAUCGAACAUUGAUAUUGAGCAUCAGAGGCGACAUGAGGUCUUAUGA